Molecule: messenger RNA, 2305 nt
Organism: Cynoglossus semilaevis (tongue sole)
Lineage: Eukaryota; Metazoa; Chordata; Actinopteri; Pleuronectiformes; Cynoglossidae
Product: double-stranded RNA-specific editase 1-like
Exons: 9
Coding region: 1-2091 (696 amino acids)
Biological process (GO): RNA processing; adenosine to inosine editing
Cellular component (GO): nucleolus; cytoplasm
Molecular function (GO): tRNA-specific adenosine deaminase activity; double-stranded RNA binding; double-stranded RNA adenosine deaminase activity
Source: RefSeq, a predicted model, not a curated record
AUGAAUCCCACUAAAGUAUGCAUAAUUGUUUUCUGUGUUUCACAGGUUCAUGUAGCUGAUGCUAAAGAAAAGCAGAAAAUGGGCAAAAGUCCAACAGUCAAUGCUGAUGUCGUAGCUAAGAGAAAACACCCCCUAGCUGAGGGCAACAGUGGGCAUCCAUACAAGCCCAGAAAAAGGAAGACAACUCAUCAAACUCUUCCACCUAAGAACGCUCUGAUACAACUGAAUGACAUCAGGCAGGGCCUUCAGUACAAGCUGCUCUCUCAGACCGGUCCAGUCCACGCCCCUGAGUUUGUGAUGAGCGUGGAGGUCAAUGGGCAGCUCUUCAAAGGAUCUGGUCCCACCAAACAAAAGGCCAAGCAGAGGGCAGCAGAGGCCGCCCUGCAUUCUCCACUUAUGUUUAAACCCACAACUGAAACUCAUGUGGUCAUUGGCAGGACCAGGUCUGACCCACUGGACUUCACCACAGACCGGGUGGACUUUCAGGACAACUUCUACAAUACUUUUGAGAACUGUGCUCCAUCAGGAGACAACUAUCAUUUCUCAUUGAACAGAAUCAGGUCCUCUGGCUCAUUGGCAUCAUCGGAGUAUUCAAUACAACAGUCCCAGGUCCAAAAACCAAACCAUGCUUAUCCAUCACCCUGCAGCUCCACCCUAAUCUUACCUCGACCUAAAACCCCAGCCAUGAUCCUGAAUGAGUUGGUGCCAGAUCUGAAGUACACGGUUGUUUCAGAGAGUGGGAAAAGUCAUGAUAAGAACUUUGUGGUGUCAGUGACGGUGGACGCUCACAGUUUCCAGGGUUCAGGACGGAACAAGAGACUGGCCAAGGCCCGGGCCGCACAAGCUGCUCUGUCUGCGGUGUUCAACAUAAGGCCAUGUCAGACUCCAUCACUGAAGCCUGAGCCCAGAGAAGGACCACAGCUUCACCCACCACAGGCCCUCGCAGACACCAUUUACCGUCUGGUCAAUGACAAGUUCAACAAACUAAGCCAGAAGCUAACAUCACAAAACUGUCAAAGAAAAGUCUUGGCGGGUGUAGUGAUGUCAACAGGUAAAUAUUAUUUUCAAGCUCAGGUCAUCUGUGUGUCCACCGGAACUAAGUGCAUUGAGGGUGAAUAUCUGAGCGACCGUGGUUUGGCCCUUAACGACUGCCAUGCUGAGGUCAUCGCAAGAAGGUCACUCAUCAGAUUCCUGUUCUCGCAGCUGGAGCUUUUCCUUCAUGAGGACCAAAACAAGCAGCAGAAAUCAAUUUUCAUCAAAGGUGACGAAGGACAAGGUUUCAGACUGAAGGAGAACAUCCAGUUCCACCUGUACAUCAGCUCCUCUCCUUGUGGCGAUGCUCGCAUCUUCUCGCCUCAUGAGGCAACAGCAGCGGAUCAUGGAGACAAAACUCUGAAGAGCAAAACUCGAGGGCAGCUCCGUACAAAGAUCGAGUCAGCUGAAGGAACAGUUCCAGUCAGACCCGGUGGAACCAUUCAAACGUGGGAUGGGAUUCUUCAGGGUGACAGGCUGCUCACAAUGUCCUGCAGUGACAAGAUUGCCAGGUGGAACGUGGUUGGUCUCCAAGGUUCUCUGCUGACCUACUUCACGGAGCCCAUCUACUUCUGCAGCAUCAUCCUGGGCAGCCUGUACCACUGCGAGCAUCUGUGCAGAGCCAUGUACCAGAGGGUGGGAGAGGUGGAGGAGCUGCCCCCGAGCUUCACCUUCAACAGACCACUACUCAGCGGGAUAAGUGACGUGGAGGCUCGUCAUCCAGGAAAAGCAGCAAACAGCAGCCUGAACUGGACGCUGGGAGACGAGGAGCUGGAGCUGAUUGAUGCCAUCACAGGAAGAGAUGACAUGGGUCAACCUUCAAGACUCUGCAAACACGCCCUCUACAGUCGAUGGAUGAAUCUGCACUGCAAGCUCUUUGCUUUUCUGAGGAUCAAAGCAGUGACACCCAGCAGUUACUAUGAGGCCAAGAAGACAGCUGUGGACUACCACUCCGCCAAGAAGAUUCUCUUCAAAGCCUUCCACAAAGCUGGACUUGGUGUUUGGGUGAAGAAACCAAAAGAGCAGGAUCAGUUUUCUCUCUAUUACUCCAGUCAGUGACGGUCUUAGAAAGUUAAACAGUCAGAUUGUAUUAAUGGACAGUAAAUCAGUGACCUGUUAUAACAAAUGUGUUUCAGAUAUGUGACACUGCUCAGGUUUCUCUUUGUCCAUAUGUCCUCUAAAUCUAACUUCUUAAAACUAUCUUAAAUUUGUUUUUGUAAGUUCUGAUGCAAAAAAAUUAAAACUUUGUGUAAUUGCUUUCACACAUUUUAAA